This is a messenger RNA of Neocloeon triangulifer, 2346 nucleotides long. RefSeq names its product AFG3-like protein 2. NCBI's taxonomy places the organism in Eukaryota, Metazoa, Arthropoda, Insecta, Ephemeroptera, Baetidae. Gene Ontology annotation, cellular component: m-AAA complex. The record is from RefSeq and is a predicted model, not a curated record. Gene Ontology annotation, molecular function: ATP hydrolysis activity; ATP binding; metalloendopeptidase activity. Gene Ontology annotation, biological process: mitochondrial protein processing; protein-containing complex assembly. The transcript has 13 exons. Bases 432 to 2234 code for a protein of 600 amino acids.
AACCUACCAGCUGAACCAGCUCCACGAGCACCGCCAGUACCCGCCGCCAUCGAGGUGGCAGCGGCGGGGUGGCGUCGCCGCGACGCACCAGGGCGCCGCUAUGUCGCCUCAUGGGGAAGGACGAGGACUCAUUUGAGCUCGAGGUCGACGAACCGGCCACAACCCUGACGAGGUGGUCGAACGCCGCACGCGACGCCAUCGCCGUCGGCGCCGCGCCAAGAUUUUCGGCAGUGCGGGGCCGCGACGCUUGCGCUCCUCCGUGUCCGUCUGCUUGUCGGAGGCGGUACGUGGUGACCAACCCCUCGUGCCGCCGGCAGCCCCCGAGACCCCUGGAGGCGCACCCGAGGUGGCCAGAGACCCACAAUUAAGCACGUUCAGGCUCAGAUUUAAAAGUUCCUGUACAAAUUGAGAAUCGUCGAGCCGGGUCCAAAAUGCUUUGGGCAAUUUUGAUUGGACUGCUAGGAGGGUUCGCUUUGACAUGGAUGCUUUCAAAGCGCACAGAAAAGGAGAUAACUUGGGAAGAGUUCGUCUAUAACUACCUGAGGCAAGGUUUGGUCGCGCAAGUUCAUGUCCUCAACUACGAGUGGGUGCGAGUCAUCCUGAAAAGCGCUACUGAUGAUUAUGACGAAACUUGUUGGUUUCGAAUCGGCAACUUGUUGCACUUUGAGAGAAAUCUGCAAAAAGAGAUUAGAAGGAGCAACUUGAUGUCCAGCAUUUCUGUUGCACAUAAAAAGGAGACCCGACUGAUCGACAUUUACAAUUACGCUACAGACAUCAUAAACCUUGCUCCCUCAGUUUUGUGCUGGAUUGUUGUUCUACUGAUCCUCAUUGCUGCCGUUUUUGGCAUCAAUCUCUCAAUCAUGUCGGAUGAGCCAGUUUCAACAAAUAUCCACUUAAUCAAUCAACCUAGUCAUUCGAUAAAUUUUAGUGAUAUUGUUGGAUGUGAUGAAGCAAAACUGGAGAUAAUGGAAAUUGUAAAUUUUUUGAAGCAUCCAGAAAUUUACACUGAUAUGGGCGCAAAAAUACCCCGCGGAGCCCUUUUGCAUGGACCACCCGGAACAGGAAAGACGGCUUUGGCCAAGGCAGCUGCCGCUGAGGCAAACGUUGCGUUCAUCACAAUGUCCGGGCCUGAAUUCAACGAGAUCUUUGUCGGCGUGGGACCUCGGAGGGUGCGCCAACUGUUUGAUUUGGCCAAAAGAAACGCUCCGAGCAUCAUCUUCAUUGAUGAAAUUGACAGCAUUGCGAAUAAGCGAAGCGCACUCUCUGGUGGAAGCGAGCAAGACAGUACGCUGAACCAAAUGCUGGUAGAAAUGGAUGGUUUUGAGGCUUUAGAAAAAGUCAUUGUCAUGGCUGCUACAAAUCGAUUGGAAAUUUUGGACCCCGCUUUGUUGAGAGCGGGAAGGUUCGACCGAUUGGUGAGAGUUCCAGCACCCGAUGAGAAAGACAGAGCUGCUUUGUUCGAGAAGUACCUGCGCUCAGUCAAUGUCCUUGGCACUCUUCGCAAAUCCGAGCUGGCUAAUGAGCUGGCCAAAAUCACCCCAGGGUUCACAGGUGCCACCAUUGCUGGUGUUUGCAACGAGGCGGCUAUUCUUGCAACGAGGAAUGGCCAGUGCUCUGUGGAGCAGCAUAAUUUCAUCGAGGCCAUCGAUCGAGUGCUGACAGGUUCAGGUGGACAAACACACUUGACCCCCGAAGAGAUGUUCGCAGUCGCCCAUCAUGAGGCUGGCCAUGUUGUCACAGCUUGGUUUCUGAAGCACAGCGACCCUCUCUUGAAAGUGACGAUCACACCUCGCGGAAACGCACUUGGCUUCACACAAUUCUCUCCGAAAGAUCUCAAGCUGCAAACGAAAGAGCAGAUCUUUGACCGAAUGUGUGUCCUGCUUGGUGGCCGAGUUGCCGAGGAAUUGUUCUUUGGGAAAAUUUCCACCGGUGCCGCAGAUGACCUCCGAGUUGCCACCAACAUCGCCUAUGAAAUGGUAAUGAGCUUGGGGAUGAGUGACAAAAUCGGAGCUAUGAGUUUUCAAGAGCGAGAAAAAUACCCUCUCUCGGAAGAAUUUUCCAAAAAGAUUGAUUCCGAAGUGCACCAACUCUUGUCCAAGGCUCUCGAGACCACCACUGAACUGCUUUACCUGCACAAGAGCGACAUUUCCUUGAUUGCUGAGAAGCUUAUUGAGAAAAACACGCUGCAAGCCGAAGAAAUUGAAACAUUGAUUGGAAAAAGGCCAUUUGGAUAAGUGAGGUUCCGAAAAGGACAAGAGCCAAGUAGCGCGCGCAGAUUUCUUACAAUUAUUCCAAUUAGUUAUUUUCAUUAAAAGUUACACUUUUACACAAAAAAUUAUAAUUUUU